Messenger RNA from Antechinus flavipes (yellow-footed antechinus), 3667 nucleotides. RefSeq names its product transient receptor potential cation channel subfamily V member 4 (gene TRPV4). Gene Ontology annotation, molecular function: calcium channel activity; protein binding. Gene Ontology annotation, biological process: osmosensory signaling pathway; calcium ion import across plasma membrane; actin filament organization. The transcript has 15 exons. NCBI's taxonomy places the organism in Eukaryota, Metazoa, Chordata, Mammalia, Dasyuromorphia, Dasyuridae. The record is from RefSeq and is a predicted model, not a curated record. The coding region runs from base 33 to 2648 and encodes 871 amino acids. Gene Ontology annotation, cellular component: membrane; cilium.
AGCCAUCAGUGGGGAGAGAACGGGUGCCAGGCAUGACAGACCCUGAAGACCCCCCCAGAGCCAGCCCCGGGGAGGCGGGCGAGCCCCCCGGGGAGGAGAGCGGGCCUCCUGCGGAGACGUUCCCCCUCUCCUCCUUGGCCAACCUGUUUGAAGGGGAGGAUGGCUCGCCCUCGGCAGGGGGGGAGCCGAGCCGCAGCCCACCGGGCCAGGGGGACGCCCGGCAGAACCUGCGCAUGAAGUUCCACGGGGCGUUCCGCAAGGGCAUGCCCAACCCCAUGGACCUGCUGGAGUCCACCAUUUACGAGUCCUCCGUCGUGCCAGGCCCCAAGAAGGCCCCCAUGGACUCCCUCUUUGACUACGGCACCUACCGGCACCACCCCAGUGACAACAACAAGCGGCGCCGGAAGAAGAUCACAGAGAAGGAGCCCCAGAACCCCAAAGCCCCGGCUCCUGAUCCACCCCCCAUCCUCAAAGUCUUCAACCGGCCCAUUCUUUUUGACAUCGUGUCCCGGGGCUCCACUGCUGACCUGGACGGACUUCUCUCCUUCCUGCUCACCCACAAGAAGCGCCUGACAGAUGAGGAGUUUCGUGAACCUUCCACGGGAAAGACGUGUCUGCCCAAGGCCCUGUUGAACCUGAGCGGUGGACGCAAUGACACCAUCCCGGUGCUCCUGGACAUCGCGGAGCGCACUGGGAACAUGCGGGAGUUCAUUAACUCGCCCUUCCGAGAUGUCUACUACCGAGGUCAGACCGCCCUGCACAUCGCCAUCGAACGCCGCUGCAAACACUACGUGGAGCUCCUGGUGGCCCAGGGGGCCGACGUCCACGCCCAGGCUCGCGGGCGCUUUUUCCAGCCCAAAGAUGAGGGGGGCUACUUCUACUUUGGUGAGCUGCCUUUGUCCCUGGCUGCCUGCACCAACCAGCCCCACAUCGUGAACUACCUGACCGAGAACCCUCACAAGAAGGCGGACAUGAGGCGCCAGGACUCUCGGGGCAACACGGUGCUGCACGCCCUGGUGGCGAUCGCCGACAACACCCGGGAGAACACCAAGUUCGUCACCAAGAUGUACGACCUCUUGCUCAUCAAGUGCGCCAAGCUCUUCUCCGAGAGCAACCUGGAGGCCGUGGCCAACAACGACGGCCUUUCGCCCCUGAUGAUGGCCGCCAAGACGGGCAAGAUCGGGAUUUUCCAGCACAUCAUCCGCCGGGAGGUGACGGAUGAGGAUGCGCGACAUCUGUCCCGCAAGUUCAAGGACUGGGCGUACGGACCUGUAUACUCAUCCCUCUAUGACCUGUCCUCGCUGGACACCUGUGGGGAGGAGUCCUCAGUUCUGGAGAUCCUCGUAUACAACAGCAAGAUUGAGAACCGCCACGAGAUGCUGGCUGUGGAACCAAUCAACGAGCUGCUUCGGGACAAAUGGCGAAAGUUUGGAGCCGUUUCCUUCUACAUCAGUGUUGUCUCUUAUCUGUGUGCCAUGAUUAUCUUUACCCUCACUGCCUACCAUCAGCCCCUGGAGGGCACUCCCCCAUAUCCAUACCAUACAACUGGGGACCACCUGCGGCUUGCCGGAGAGAUCAUCACCCUUUCCACCGGAGUCAUAUUCUUUCUCUCAAGUAUCAAAGACCUCUUCAUGAAGAAGUGUCCAGGGGUGAAUUCUUUAUUCAUUGAUGGUUCCUUCCAGCUGCUCUACUUUAUUUAUUCAGUGCUGGUGAUUGUCUCCGCUGCAUUGUACCUGGCGGGCAUUGAAGCCUACCUGGCAGUGAUGGUCUUCGCCCUGGUCCUGGGUUGGAUGAAUGCCCUCUACUUCACUCGGGGGUUGAAGCUGACAGGGACCUACAGCAUCAUGAUCCAGAAGAUCCUGUUCAAAGACCUUUUCCGUUUCCUGCUGGUCUAUCUCCUCUUCAUGAUUGGCUAUGCUUCAGCUCUGGUCUCACUGCUGAAUCCGUGCCCCAGCAGUGCCGCCUGCAAGGAGGCACAGUCCAACUGCACGGUCCUCAGCUACCCAUCCUGCCGGGACAGUCACACCUUCAGCACCUUCCUCUUGGACCUCUUCAAGCUGACCAUUGGCAUGGGGGAUCUGGAGAUGCUGAGCAGCGCCAAGUACCCCGUAGUCUUCAUCAUCCUGCUGGUCACUUAUAUCAUCCUUACCUUUGUGUUACUGCUGAACAUGUUGAUUGCGCUCAUGGGAGAGACAGUGGGCCAGGUGUCCAAGGAGAGCAAGCACAUCUGGAAGCUCCAGUGGGCCACCACUAUCUUGGACAUCGAGCGUUCUUUCCCGGUGUUUGUGAGGAAGGCCUUCCGCUCUGGGGAGAUGGUCACUGUGGGCAAGAGCUCGGAUGGCACACCAGACCGGAGGUGGUGUUUCAGGGUUGAUGAAGUGAACUGGUCUCAUUGGAACCAAAAUCUGGGAAUUAUUAAUGAGGAUCCAGGCAAGAACGAGACCUAUCAGUACUAUGGCUUCUCACACACCGUGGGCCGCCUUCGCCGGGAUCGCUGGUCCACGGUGGUGCCCCGAGUUGUUGAGCUGAACAAGAAUGCCCACUCGGACGAUGUGGUGGUGCCAUUGGACCAUAUGGGCACUUCUGCUGCCCCUGUUCAGAGACAGAGCUACCCUCAUAACUGGAGGACAGAAGAUGCCCCGCUCUAGUGGGGUCUGGGAGCCUCGGGGAGGGCCCGGCCAGGAACUCAAGCACCCGCAUUGGCUGGUUGGCAUGGAAAGGACAGAGCAAUUCCCUGCUGGCUCCUGCCUGGCCCUAGCUCUUCCCUGGGUAAUCUGCCUCUCGGCACCCUCUUUGUGCUGGCCCAGGGUUUGCCAGCAUUUCCAAGGGAAUCUUCCACGAGGACUUCUUAGUUUCCUGGCCCUGACUCCAGAGAGGUCUGGACAAAGAGAGGUCCAGCAAUGCCGUACAUUGGAGGGCACUGAGAGUGUCGAGUGGUAUCUCUGGUUGAGCCGUGUGAAAGGUCAGACCAUGGUACGAUGGAGAGAGCCGGAGCUGGAGAAUCUGGGGUUGCCUCCUGGCUCUGGUACUUUCUGUGUGACGUUGGCCAAAUCACUUCUCAUUCUCAGGUUAGGGGUGGACUAGAUGACCUUGCAGCUGUAAACCCUCUGAGCCCAUGACUCUUUCUUGUUCACUUAUGAACCCUGUCCCAUAUUCACAUUAAGCACAGUGGGGAAGGUCAGUCAAGGAAAAGAAGGCAAACGGUUUUCAGCAGAGGUCCCAGCCCCUUUGGCCCUGGAAAAGCCCAUCCUCAGCCUCUUCUCACUCCCAUGGAGUUCUACCGGUCAGUAUGGUGUGGCCAAUGGAGAAGGGGCACUCUGUCCCUGAGUCAGCUACAGGGAGGCACUUCCCACCCCUUCCCUGGCUUUGGUCAGACUCUCAGCCUAUUUAUUUGCUCUUUUCUAGCUCAGGAAGGAAGUUUGUGGCUAGAGGGCAAAGGAGCUGUGACCUCCGUGGAGGUCUUUCCAGCUCCGAGCCCCGCCUGGUCCUACUUUUACCAAUCCCAUGUCCCAAUGUCCACUUGCCAACAUGGUACGGACACAGCCGAUGGCUUUGCUUAAGAGCCAGGGAACUUCAAGGGGCAAGGACUGUGUCCUCUGUAUGUUCUGGUUGGUGGAUGGACAAUGUGAGCAGGUACUCAAUAAAUAUUAGUUUAUGAUGUUGGUAA